Musca domestica (house fly) is the source of this 2118-nucleotide messenger RNA. It is a transcript of the gene AsnS, whose product is annotated as probable asparagine synthetase [glutamine-hydrolyzing]. Gene Ontology annotation, cellular component: cytosol. Gene Ontology annotation, molecular function: asparagine synthase (glutamine-hydrolyzing) activity. The record is from RefSeq and is a predicted model, not a curated record. The coding region runs from base 168 to 1841 and encodes 557 amino acids. The transcript has a single exon. Lineage: Eukaryota; Metazoa; Arthropoda; Insecta; Diptera; Muscidae.
UUUGGCAUGGAUCUUCUUUAAAAAGACGCCGCUAGCAUUGACACAACUUUAGUUAGCAUCGAACUUGACACUCAGUCGGCGUGUGUUCCGUAUUUAUUUGUGGACUUUGUAUUGAAGUGGGAAGAAGAUUCAAAUCGUUUUCGAUUCAAAAUAAAAACUUACGAACAAUGUGCGGAAUAUUUGCUAUUUUCUCCAAGGAUGGAGAGUGUAUCCAGCCAAAAACAUAUUACGGACGAGUCCACACAUUGCGCGAAAUUGGAUAUAGACAGAGUGGCAAACAGAGACAUCGAGGCCCGGACUACACUGGGGUAUGUUAUCUGCCGGACCAUGGUGUUCUUAUGAUACACGAACGCUUGGCAAUUCUUGAAGUCGAAACUGGACACCAGCCCCUGUAUUCGGAAAACGAAAAUGUGAUUUUGGUGGCAAACGGCGAGAUAUACAAUUAUCUAGAACUGUCCGCUGAAAUUGCCAAGAGACGUGGUCACUACAAGCCAAAAAGUGAUUGCAGUGUCAUCAUCGAGAUGUACGAGGAAUACGGCGAACUGUUGUUGGAUCAUAUAACCGGCAUGUUUGCUUUCGUCUUGUACGAUAAGCGAGAAAAAACCAUUCUUAUUGCCCGAGAUCCGUUUGGAAUAAUCCCAUUGUAUGUCGGCGAAGAUGUUGAUGGCAAUAUUUGGGUGGCGUCCGAAUUGAAAUGCCUUGUGGAUGUAUGUCCUAAGGUGGAAACUUUCCCACCAGGCGAACUGCGGUACGGCAAAGCGGACAAUCUGAUUAAGAGCACCUAUUUCCGACCGACUUGGAUGUACGAAACGCCAUCGAUGAGCGCAGACUUGUGUCAACUAAGGGCAGCUCUUGAGAGUGCGGUUCGAUCGCAUUUGCAGUGCGAUGUUAAUUUUGGUGCCCUACUUUCCGGUGGCGUAGAUAGCAGCUUAAUUGCUUCCAUUGCAACAAAACUCCAGAGAGAGCGUGAUCCCAGCUAUCGCCUCAAAACCUUUUCGGUUGGUCUAAAGGGGGCUCCAGAUUUCGAAGCAGCUCGCAUGGUAGCCGAGUACAUAGGCAGCGAUCACAGAGAGGUCAUCUUUGAAAUAGAAGAUGCACUGGACGGCAUUCGUGACGUGAUCUACCACCUGGAGACCUAUGACGUGACGACGGUGCGCUGCAGUUUACCCAUGAUUCUGCUGACGCGUUACAUCAAAAGUACCGGCAUAAAAAUGAUACUCUCCGGAGAGGGGGCCGACGAAAUAUUCGGUGGCUAUCUGUAUUUCUUUAAUGCUCCCAACUGCACUGACUUCCACGAGGAGUUGGUAAAGCGGGUCUCUCAACUCCACCUCUCCGACUGUCUGCGAUCCAAUAAGGUGUCAAUGGCCAAGGGCAUCGAGUUGCGUGUGCCAUUCCUGGAUACGGCUUUUGUAAAUUAUGUUAUGUCGGUGAGACCUGAAGACAAAAUACCCGGUGACCUCAAUUGUUUCGAAGGCCAGCAGAAGUAUCGAAUCGAGAAGCACAUUUUGCGGGCAGCAUUUGCCGACAAUUAUCUGCCGGAUCAGGUGCUGUGGCGUCAGAAAGAACAAUUUUCCGACGGAGUGGGUUACAAUUGGAUAGACAACAUUCGUCGCGUGGCAACAGAUCAUGUCUCCGAUGCUGAGUUUGCCAAAGCCUCAGAAAAGUACCCCGUCAACACCCCUACUACCAAGGAGGCCUACUAUUAUCGCAGCAUAUUCGAAGAAAUGUUUCCAGGCGAAAGUGCCGCCAAAACCGUCACUCGGUGGGUACCACGUCGUGACUGGGGGUGUCCCGAAGAUCCCUCUGGCAGAGCACAAAGUGUUCAUCAAAUUCAUAAAUAGAGAAAGCCAUUUAUCGAUAGCUAAGUCUAACCUAAAGACUGAAAGUAGUAGAUCGAGUUAUUUAAGCUGCGUUCUGCUUACUGUCUGUAUUCAUAUACUAUGUACAAAAAUACAUACAUACAUAUUUUGAAAUUGAGAUGUUUAUGCAAAGAAUGCCUGACUUGUAUUACCGUUACAUAAGCUCAAAACAAAUUGUCAAUUGUUAAUGGCAACUCUUGAAAUGUGUCUUAAAUAUGCCAACUGUAGUUUUAAUAAAAUAAUUCAAUUCAAUUCCAAA